Amphimedon queenslandica is the source of this 926-nucleotide messenger RNA. Its product is annotated as dnaJ homolog subfamily B member 6-like. The transcript is spliced from 8 exons. NCBI's taxonomy places the organism in Eukaryota, Metazoa, Porifera, Demospongiae, Haplosclerida, Niphatidae. The record is from RefSeq and is a predicted model, not a curated record. Gene Ontology annotation, molecular function: protein-folding chaperone binding; protein folding chaperone. The coding region runs from base 103 to 783 and encodes 226 amino acids. Gene Ontology annotation, cellular component: cytoplasm; nucleus.
UUCUCGAAACUUCUCAAAGAAUAGCAACACUUCCAAGUGCUCAUAGAAAACUGUAGUUGUUUAUAGCUCAAUUUCUUCACUCUUAUACGGAGAGAGUGUCUAAUGGCGUCUGGUGACACGUCCUACUACGAAACUUUGGGUCUAUCAAAGAAUGCAACUGAAGAAGAGAUCAAAAAAGCGUACCGUAAACUAGCACUCAAAUGGCAUCCCGACAAGAAUCAGGAUAAUGUGGAGGAGGCCGACAAAAAAUUCAAAGAAAUUGCUGAAGCCUACGAAGUCCUUAAGGACCCUGAAAAAAGGAGUCUGUAUGAUAGAUAUGGUAAAGAAGGACUCAAACAAGGUGGUUUUGGAGGACAUGCAGCUGCAAGCGAUAUAUUUGAGCAGUUCUUUGGAACGAAUGAUGUAUUUGCUGCAUUUGACAAAAUGUUUCAAGAAAUGGGAGGUGGCCUUGACUUUGGAGAUGAUUUCUUUUCUGAUGGGAGAUCUUCUGGUCGUAGCAAAGGUGCUGGAGGAUUUGGUGGAUUUGGCAUGGGAUUCGGGUCAGGUUUCUCGUCAUCAAGUCUCUUUGACUCACCGUUUGGUGGGGAGGUGACAAGUAGUGGAGGUACUUAUGUCUCAACCAGCACCAGGACAGUGAAUGGAAAAACAAUUAAAACAAAAACCACUAAAAAAGGUGGAAACACAAUAGUUGAAGUGACAAAAGAUGGUGUUCUAAUAAAGAAGACAAUUAAUGGCAAAGAACAAGCCAUUGCUGGAGGGAGCAGUGGAAGAAUAAAAAAUUAAGUGAGCAAAUUCUGUUCUUGAACAACAUCCUUAUUAUUCUUAUUAUAAUUUGUUGUAUUUUCAUGUCAUCUCUUGCAAAGUGACUAUAAAGACUUGAACAUUGCGUAUUGUAAUUAUUUUAAUACAUUGUUGUGGCAAAGAAA